Molecule: messenger RNA, 4701 nt
Organism: Habropoda laboriosa
Lineage: Eukaryota; Metazoa; Arthropoda; Insecta; Hymenoptera; Apidae
Gene: rictor
Product: rapamycin-insensitive companion of mTOR
Exons: 9
Coding region: 1-4545 (1514 amino acids)
Biological process (GO): TORC2 signaling; positive regulation of phosphatidylinositol 3-kinase/protein kinase B signal transduction
Cellular component (GO): TORC2 complex
Molecular function (GO): protein serine/threonine kinase activator activity
Source: RefSeq, a predicted model, not a curated record
AUGGCAAUUUCUAGUUGGAUGAUUUGGGGUAGGAGUCUUCGUACGAGCAGAUCUCAUCGAAGUCGUCAAGACAGUGAAGACAGCUGCGUGCAACUCGAUCUGUCAAGAGGAUUGAAAGAAAAUGUAAAAGAAGUUUUGACCAAUCUUUGCCAACGUGAAAAUGUUCCAAGCAUAAAAAAAUUAGCGUAUCUUAAUGCCAUUGUUAAGUUAAUUAGUGAAAAUGAUUCACCAGACUAUGGAUAUUCCACCAAUGAUGUAUUUUGCUGUUUACGGAUGGGACUUGUCCAUGAAGCAACACAAGUUCGUGCAGCUGCACUACGUGCUGUACGAUAUAUGCUCAAGAAAGAACAAGAUGUUAUUGCAAUUAAUAAAUUACAAUAUCCAUAUUUUGUGGCUCGUAGCAUGGAUGUUAAUUUACGAAGUGAAAUGGAAAGAAUGCAAGCUCUUAGACUUGUUAGAAGGAUUUUAGUAUUAGCUCCAAAACAUUUUAGUCCUGUUUUAGCAAGAUCUCUAAUUAGCUUAACAAAUGGAGGAGUUGAAGAAAAAGAUGGAGCAUUUAGAGCAUUUUUAGCAAUUCUUUGUGAGCUGGGUGUUUUAAAUUCAAAUUUGUUAAUCAGUUGUGGAGGAAUUGGUGCCCUUGCAAGAGCUGCUAUGACUGGACAAAGCCCUGCUAUAAUUGAAUCUGUUGUAGGAGUUUUGUUAAAAUUAUUAAAUACUCCUGAUACUAGGAGUAGUGUUUCUCUUUUAUGUUUUGCAGCUCCUUAUUGUGAGCUUCAUUCACUAAAUAUAGAUAGAACAAAAGAAGAACGAGAAAGAUUUGCAGCAAGCAAACUAGCAUUACUAAGUAUAUUGAGAUCUUAUUCUGGAGUUUUACAUUUUUGUAGACCUGAUGAUAAUUCAGGGUUGAAAGCUAUAGCAGAUAUGUUAUAUGUUGAACAACUUGAAGUAAGAGCUGCUGUUUUAGAAUUACUUUAUGAAUUGUUGGAUUUACCCUUACCUACUUGGACAGAUGAACCUGAUGUUGCUCUAGCAGCAGUAGAUCCUAGUAGAGCACAUGAUUCUUGGAAAUUGUCAGAAGGUUUUGUUGCAGCUGAAGGAAAAUAUAUUUUACCAUCCUUAUCAUCGCGCUGUCCAAAUAUUACAGAAAUACAUUUAGCAUUACUAGUUUAUGCUUUAUUGGAAUGUGGUCUACAUCGAGCUUUAGCAGAAACUAUUGUUUCCACUGAUACUUUUAUUUCUGUACGUGCAGCUGUUCUAUUGGGUGCAUUAUUACAUCUUGCACAUUCUCUUUUGCCUUCUGAAGUAUGUGAUCUUACUCCUCCCUUACCAAAUUUACUGGAACAUGCAAGUGCUGGAAAGCAUCAAGCUUUAGCAGCUGUUACGAUUUUGGAACGAAUGCACACUAUGAUGCGACGAAGACCGGCACCUGCAAGCCUAUUUCUCGAUAAACUUUUACAAGCUGGUACUUGGUUAAGGCCAACAUUACCAAGGCGUCAACGAACAUCUAGUAGACACUGGUUACGUAGAGAAUCACCGACUACGCCUCUUUUGAAAGAUGCUCAAGUACUCAGUAGUAAAGACGCUCUUGCUUGGAAUUGGCCAGUUGUACGAUCUAUAUUACGCUCACGGGAAGAUACAGUACGAAUACUCCAUGAUUCUGAUCACAGAUUAUUUAUGAAAAGACUUAUACGUUAUUUUAAACCAUGUUCAAAUGGAUACAGUAGAGUGGAAUUAGCAACGAACGCCAAUUUAGCACGAGAAGCAACAUUAGCUGGUUGUGAUUUAUUGAAUUGUUUGCUGGAAAUUCAUGAACCUGAAAGUACAAAAUUAUUAUUUGAAUUAAUCGGAGAAAUUGCUGAGCAAAUAACUAGCAUCCAAACAGCUCAAUCUGCUCACGAGUGUUUAUUUUCGCCUCGUCAUAUGUCUACCACUUGUUGUCAAAAGUAUUUCCUCUUUCUUGGCCAGUUGAGCCAUUCAGCGAAAGGGACUAGGAUUCUAAAGGAAUUUCAUUUAUUAGGAAAGUUGCAAGACUUGGCUUUAGCUACUAAUCAUGACUGUUAUGUUAAACUUAUAAUAUCAAGCUUAGAUUAUUCUAGGGAUGGACCUAAUAGGAAAGUAUUGACUAAGAUUAUUACAGAAGCAACAUUAGACAGUACACGUCUAUAUGCGACACAGUUCCUUCGAUUGAUACUCAGAGCCAGAAUGGCUGAUGCCUAUCGUUGGGCAAUAUUAUUAUUGUCGGAUCGGCUCUCAGAUUCUAAUAAAACUAUAGCGCUAACUGCAUUAGAGGCAUUACACGAAGCUUGCGAAGAACCAGAAUAUUUAGAAGCUUUAUUGCAACAAGGAGCUCAGUCUCGAGAUUGGGAUAAAUGGUUGGAAGAAUUAGGUGAUAAAGGUUACUUACUUAAAAUUCGACUAUACUCUCUUAGUCAAAGUUUUACAACACUUUCUUCGCCCGCGGAAGAAUUGGAAAAGUGGAUCAACCCAGGAGGUUUUGCAGAGAGAUAUGUUGGUUUAAUAGAGGGAGAAAUACACGAUUCUUUAACACGUCGUCAAAGAAACGAAACAGGAAGUUAUUAUAGAAGAACAAGUAAUGUUCCCAUGACACCUCAUAAUAUUUUUAUUCUUCCACAUUUAAUAGGCCAAUUGGCACAGCACGAUCUAGGUGCGCAGCUAUUGUUACGUAGAAAUGUGAUUCAACGUUUUGCUCGAGUCGUUCAACGAUUUAGACUAGAAUUCGGUAAUAGAGAUUCAGAAUCUAAUUCAAGAUGUACUAAAACUAAUCGUUCUGUGGUUGACGAUGCUUAUGCCAUGUCCGAGGAAUCUGGUACAGACGAGACAGUAGAAUCUAAUAGAUUAGAGACAAUAAUGGAUUCAGAAACUGUAGAGGGUGUUGAUAUAUGUUGUCCACAAAAGGUGGACUCCUUAGUCGAUAUUCGUCGAAAAACAAGUUUAGACGAUUCCAGACGUACUACUCCAGAAAAAAGUUGGAGGUUGGAACCUGAAUCUCGAGACGAUCAAGUUGCGAAUUUAAAUAAAAGAAUCUUAAAAAUGAAGUCUGCACUGUGGGUGCUUGGCCAUGCAGGAACUUCGGCAGCAGGAGUAGAACAAUUGAAUCAUUUAGGAAUUAUAGAAUUGAUAGCUUCCAUAGCAGAAACGUGUUCGUAUUACGUAGUGCGUGCAACGGCUAUGUAUGCCCUUAGUCUCAUCGGUACAACUCGUGCAGGUGCAGAUGCACUAUCGUCUUUCGAGUGGCCAUGUGUUAGACAUAGACGCGGAGAUCACUGGCCGGUUGUUUCUCCUACGAGUAGAUAUCCAGCGCCAAGUCCAAUUCCUAUACAACGACAUCAUCGGAGUCUCAGCGAUGGCAAACCAGAGUUACCUGAACCAGUAGCUCGAAGAACUAGAAAUCGAUCUGAAAGUGCAGCUACAGAUCUUGAAGCUAGGCGCUACGCUCUACCAGAAAGAGGGGAAACACCAAGCCCUAUUUCAAGUAUUCAAAGAUUAAGCCAACAAGAUGCUGAGGGGUAUGCAAGGCUUCGUAGUUUACAACGUCAUCGGAGACCAAGUUAUUCCCAAAGUAGUUUAGAGAUGUAUAGUUUAGAUGGUCGACUUUCGUUGCAAAGCUUAUCCGAAUUUGAUUCAUCUCGCAACUGGAUUGCGGAACAUGUACUCGUUCCAACACCCCCACCCCCUGAAGAUAAUAACGAUAAUUUAUUUUACAUGGGUAUUGCCCUUCCAAAGAGACUUAUAACUAUUUUUCCGGAACCACCAUACUUGUCAAUUCCGACUAUAACGCUGGACGAUGCACCUAAGUCUGAUAUAGAAACGACAGAAGUAGAUGAGGAAUCUUGCUCUGAGAGUGACGUAGAUGCAGAACAUUAUCGUAUAUGUUUAGUAUGUUAUCACGGUAAAAGUAGCAGCAAAGAUUCGAUUCCAGAAAAAGACUUAAAGUUACAGAGGAAAAUUCUUAGACAUGUACAACGCUUGGCAAAUCCUGUAUGGUACCGAAACAGUCGUCAAACUUUGCUUAGAUUAAGACAGUUACACGCGGGAGUGUUUCAGGAUAUUUGUUUAUUUUCGGAUGUAGCUGCCCAUUUAGGUAAUAAUACUUAUAGAAUGCCAGCACGCCGAUUUUUACAAGAAUUAUUCCUAGAUUCCACCUUUGAAGCACUCUCCGCGGAAGCAGUUAAUAUUCUAAAGCAAAAUGAUAGCAAUGAUGAGAAAUUAUUGCGAUCUCCCAUUUCCACGACGGCACUUGAACCCGAUUCCCGUGUGCCUUCAGAAAGUAAGAUUAACGGAAGACUUACAUUUUCUGAUAUUCAAGUAGCACAAUUGGAUGUCGUCGUCGAAGAGGCGGCAGGCGAUUCUUGUGUGACGCAACAAUGCAAUAAAACACAAGAUCUUUUGCGUAAACCAGAACGACGAAGCGAUGAGAAGAUAAUAGCUGAAAUAUUAAAGCCAGAAGAAAGGAUACGUCUGUCAAAAAGUUCCGAUAGAUUGUUAAAAGUAUCAGGUACAAACACUGCCAUCAGCCUUGAUUAGUAGUCAUCGACUUCCAAACAAUUGUAAAUAUUUUGUAUUAAAAUGAUAACGAAGUAUGAAAUAAAUUACACUGCCAAAAUUGAAUCAUAAUCCAAUGUAACAGUACACCCACAUAAUUAAAAUGUAACGCUUGAAAAUUAAAAGAUUCCCUUUCCU